Messenger RNA from Menidia menidia (Atlantic silverside), 1778 nucleotides. NCBI's taxonomy places the organism in Eukaryota, Metazoa, Chordata, Actinopteri, Atheriniformes, Atherinopsidae. The record is from the annotation of a GenBank genome assembly.
CCCGCCCACCUGCCUGUGUCCUGUUAUGAAAGCGGCGCAGUGGGUGUGACAAAGGAGUCCGUCAGCAGCGAGCCCUCAAACCGAUCCGCCGCCAUGCUCCGUGUCACCACCGCCUCUCUGUGCUCCUCCUGCCAGAGGAUGAGGCUUCUCCUGCCUUCGUCUGCCUCCUCCUCCUCCUCCUCCUCCCCCACCUCUCUCAGCAAACGCCUGGAAAACCAGCGCACCGUGGACUCCCUCUACCAGCUGUCCGUGGACGUGAGGAAGGUGCGCAAGUUCAAGGCCUGGGUUUUGUCCGAGGGCACGGCCUACGUGUCCGAGACCGCCGACCUGCUGAAGGACAUGGGCGCCGACACGCCCACCGUCGCCGCCAUCCUGGAGACUCACCCCGAGGCCGUGCUGUGCCGGCCGGAGGACGUGGCCGCCCAGCGGGACCUGUGGGCCUCGGUGUGCUCCGGGCCGCGCACGCUGCUGGGCAUCGUGGAGAAGUUCCCGGCCUCCUUCUUCACCGUGACGCACCACGGCAACCAGCAGGCCAACAUCCUCUACCUGCAGAGCCUGCGGCUCAGCAAGAGGAUCAUCAGCAAGCUGAUGGCCAGCGCGCCGCAGAGCUUCAGCCGGCCCGUGGAGCGCAACCAGGAGGUGAUCCACACGCUGCGGGAGACCUACCUGGACCUGGGCGGCGACGAGGGCAACCUGCGCAUCUGGCUGCAGAAGCUGCUCAGCCAGAACCCCUACAUCCUGCUGCGGCCCGCCGAGGCCUGGAGGGACAGCCUGGGCUUCCUGAGAGAGAAGGGCUUCACCACCGAGGAGCUCCUGGGCCUGGUGUCCAGCCUCAGGGCCUCCAUCUCCGAGCUGAAGCCGGCCGGCAUGCAGCAGGCGCUGGACUACCUGGAGGGCGCGCUGCUCUGCUCCCAGGAGGAGCUGAAGCGGGUGGUCAUCUGCUGCCCGGCCGUGCUGUACUACUCGCUGCCCACCCUGGCCGGGCGCUUCCAGGGGCUGAUGGACGCCGGGAUGAGCGCGGAGCAGGUGAAGGAGGCGCCCAGCGUGCUGGAGCUCACCACCCAGAUCGUGAUGUACCGCAUCCAGAAGCUGGCCGCCUACGGCUACGACGUGCGCUCGGGCAGCCUGGACGUCAUCGUCGGAACCAAGAAGGACUUCGAGCAGAGCUACAGCCGGCUGAACCUCCGGCAGCAGAGGCCGCUCUUCAACCCGGUCGCCCCCCUCAGGACGGUGGAUUAGUGACCCCAGGCUUCUCGGACCCGCUCAUCGUCCAAACAAAGCGCCUGAAGGAGAACUUUUAAGAGGAAGGCGGCCCAUCCGGGCCGGCGGAUUCAGAACGUCGGUGCCCUGCUGCCAGAAAAGAGUCGGAAUCCCAAAGGUCCAACAGCACCGACCCAAAGCCAACUUCUCUGCUUGUUGCCUUUUAUAAAACGUUCUAUGUAUUUAAGGUUUUACCUGGUGAUGAUGCCUUUGAAACUAAAACAGAUUUUUAAGCCUCACUAGAAUCGUGAGCUCACUGUGUUUGAGGACUUUUGUGGUUCUGCUAAAAGUUGAGUAAAGGCAGACAGACGAAGGAAUACGCUGUACGGAAACGAGUGCUGCUUUCUGUAAGACACAACUGUAAUUAAUGGACCUGAAAGCGGACGCUGGGCAGGAGAAAAACGGCAAUAAAUUUGAGGUGUAACGCUGUCGAUCCUCUGAUGUUUAAAUAUUAAAAAAAGACUCCCUUAAGCAAUGGCCAUGUCAAACGCUUUGAAGAAGAGACUGAAGGCUUUGGU